AUGUAUCGCUCCUUCUCAAGCAGGGCACCUUACCUUGUGUCGAACAUUCGCACGCUGCAUCCAAUUCUGAAAGGGGCUUUAAAACGUUUGCGUCGCCUCAACGCACCCGUCUCUACACAUCCUCACCCAGACGUACACCGACAGUUUCUAGGUCAUGCGACACUCUUCUCUUCAAUACAGAUGAUGGACUCGCUAGGAGACAGCCCUGAUCCAUACCGCUAUACGAGUGGCCGAUGGCUCCGUCGCGAUGCGCUGGAGCGAGAAUCACGUUUUAUACGUUUCAACUUUGAUGCUCUAUGUUGUAAGGUUUUAGAACUAUGUCCUGGCGCCAGCUCUGUCACUUCGUACGACAAGAAGGAAGGUGGCUUCAACAGAGUGUUUAUAUUCCACACUGAUAACGCCAAACGUAUCGUUGCGAGACUGCCCUUUGCAUUGGCAGGGGUCUCAAGGUUGACGACUAAUUCCGAAGUUGCAACGAUCAAGUACCUGCAAGCCGAGACUGGAAUCCCUAUCCCAAAGAUAUUGGACUGGAGCGAUGACGCUUCAAAUGCCAUCGGUAGCGAAUACAUUAUCAUGGAACAUGCAUCAGGGAUUUCGUUGCACGAGAAGUGGCCAACCAUGGACGUGAGCGAUCAAAUCAGGUGCAUAGAGGCAAUUUGCCAAAAGCUCAAAGAGAUCGUCGACCUCAAUUUUCCAGCGUAUGGCAGUUUGUACUUCGCUGAAACACCAUAUCUUCCUACUUCAAAGCUGUUGUUGAAUAGGGAGUUCUGUAUCGGUCCCCACUGCGGGGCUAUGUAUUGGAACUGUAACGUUGGACAGCCCAGAUACUAUCACGACACCAGACCAAAUCAAGGACCUUGGCUGAAGAUCGCCGAUUACUGUGACGGUCUCAUCGACACCGGAAUCUCCAAAAUCCCACCAGCCGGAUCUGUGUCAAAACGCCCACGUUAUCAUGGAUCUAUCGAAACACACAAGAAGCUGCUCUAUUACGGUCGCGCAAUGUUAAAAGAAAUGGCCAAAAGCUCUCAGAUUCAGAACGCAGCUACCCCAGUCAUGUUUCACCCUGAUCUGCACAAAAGAAACAUAUUUGUCUCAGAAGAGGAUCCCACGGUUGUGUCGGCCAUCAUAGACUGGCAGUCAACUAGCAUUGAGCCGGCAUUCUGGUAUGCGGAUGCGAUACCAGACUUUGCGCAACCUGUUUCUGAUCCUUCGAGCGAGGACAAAAUUGAACCCAAAAGCGAGGCAUGUGCCAAAGCAUAUGAUUUUUGCAUCCAAUUCUUGGCCCCGAAGCUGUCCGUAGCGAGAUCAAUGGAGGAAGCUUAUCUUCGGCCGUUUCGCUACUGCUAUCGCACCUGGGAGGAUGGUGCUGUUGCCUUCCGCGAAGAGCUAAUCCAGACGUCGCAACACUGGAAAGAGCUUGGAUUUGCGGUGCAAUCUCCGUUUCCUCUACCCUGCCCUGAUGAAAUCACGGUUCACCAGAAAGAAUACAGGCUUUUCGAAGCGGCACAACAGCUGAGACAUAGCCUGUCGAGUCUGCUCAAUACCGCGUCUGAUGGCUGGGUUCCUCUGCAAGAUUGGGAAGGAACUGAGUCUGCGCAUUGGGAAGUUUUUGAAGGGAUGCUACAGGAAGUACUUGGGAAUGAGCAGCCCGAUGACGAUGAGCCGAUUAGAGGCGAAAAUGACCUCAGAGAGAUCUGGCCAUUCGACCUGAAAGAAUGA
This is a messenger RNA of Ascochyta rabiei, 1719 nucleotides long. RefSeq lists its product as uncharacterized. The coding region runs from base 1 to 1719 and encodes 572 amino acids. The record is from RefSeq and is a predicted model, not a curated record. Lineage: Eukaryota; Fungi; Ascomycota; Dothideomycetes; Pleosporales; Didymellaceae. The transcript is spliced from 4 exons. Gene Ontology annotation, cellular component: mitochondrion.